Molecule: messenger RNA, 2800 nt
Organism: Dissoconium aciculare CBS 342.82
Lineage: Eukaryota; Fungi; Ascomycota; Dothideomycetes; Mycosphaerellales; Dissoconiaceae
Product: mitochondrial aconitate hydratase
Exons: 2
Coding region: 75-2510 (811 amino acids)
Biological process (GO): tricarboxylic acid cycle
Cellular component (GO): cytosol; mitochondrion
Molecular function (GO): aconitate hydratase activity; 4 iron, 4 sulfur cluster binding
Source: RefSeq, a predicted model, not a curated record
AAUUUCGCGGUUUGCUUCUGCUCUCGUGCUCAUCCUCGCGUGUUCGAACGUUCCACCUGGUAUACACGACGAAGAUGCUCGCCUCACGAAGGGUGGCUGCGGCCGCACCUGCAUCAAACGCCCCUCGGAUACUUGCACUGCCAGUUCCACGCCGCCAAUUGCUUCACCGUACUCUCGCGACAGCCGUCGACCGCUCGGCAGCUGCGAGCAGUGUCGAAUCCCGCACACCACCAUACAGCAAAUUGGUCAAGCAACUAGACGAGGUCCGAAGGAUACUACCCAACCGAGCUCUCACUCUUGCCGAGAAAAUCUUGUUCUCGCAUUUGGCCAAUGCCGAGGAGUCGCUUCUUCAAGGCACUAGCAAUGGCAAGGAUAUUCGAGGAAAGGCAACCCUCAAACUAAAGCCCGAUCGGGUUGCGAUGCAAGAUGCUUCGGCACAGAUGGCACUGUUACAAUUCAUGAGCUGUGGACUCCCAAAGACAGCGGUGCCGGCGAGCAUUCACUGCGAUCACAUGAUUGUUGGAGAAAAGGGAGCGGACACGGACCUCCCCAACAGCAUCAAGGGCAAUAAAGAGGUGUACGAUUUCUUAGAGAGCGCCGGAAAGAGAUAUGGUAUCGAGUUUUGGCCCCCAGGCGCAGGGAUCAUCCACCAGACUGUUUUGGAAAACUACGCUGCCCCUGGUCUGAUGAUGCUGGGUACAGACAGCCACACCCCCAACGCUGGUGGUCUGGCUUGCAUUGCCAUUGGUGUCGGUGGUGCCGAUGCUGUCGAUGCGCUCGUAGACGCCCCUUGGGAGCUCAAGGCGCCCAAGAUCCGUGGUGUGCGAUUGGAAGGCAAGCUCAGCGGAUGGGCUUCGCCAAAGGACGUCAUCCUCAGCCUUGCGGGUAAGCUCACAGUACGAGGAGGAACUGGCUACAUCGUCGAAUAUUUCGGCCCUGGUGUUGAGAGUCUGUCCUGCACAGGCAUGGCGACUAUCUGCAACAUGGGCGCCGAGAUUGGUGCAACUACGUCAAUUUUCCCAUACACGCCAUCAGCACACAACCCCUACCUCCAAUCCACUCACCGAUCAUCUAUCGCCGAACAAGCCGCUGCAAUCGCAGCUUCGGGCGGGUCUCGCAACUACCUCACUGCAGAUUCCGACGCAGAGUACGACGAAAUUGUGACAAUCAACCUCUCCGAGCUCGAACCUCAUAUCAACGGUCCCUUUACGCCUGACCUUUCUACGCCGUUGUCUCGCUUCAAAUCUGCAGUAGAGGCGAACAAAUGGCCCUCAACCUUUGGCGCUGGUCUAAUCGGUAGCUGCACGAACAGCUCAUACUCCGACAUGACUCGUGCAGAAUCUCUGGUUCAGCAAGCCACUGCGGCCGGACUCAAGCCAAAGGCAGAUUUCUUCAUCUCACCUGGAUCUGAGCAGAUCCGCGCCACGAUUGAUCGCGAUGGUACCUUGGACACCUUCACAGAGGCGGGAGGAUUGGUCCUCGCAAAUGCGUGCGGUCCCUGCAUUGGCCAAUGGUCGCGGACGGAUGGUGUGAAGAAGGGUGAGGAUAAUGCUAUCUUCACCUCCUACAACCGCAACUUCCCCGCCAGAAACGAUGGCAACAGCAAGACCAUGAACUUCCUUGCAUCACCAGAGCUGGUGACCGCCAUGUCUUACUCUGGCAGCACCACCUUCAACCCGAUGACUGACAGCAUCACCACUCCCUCUGGCAAGGAAUUCCGCUUCCAACCUCCGACCGGCAUCGAUCUCCCCAGCGAAGGUUUCGCAACCGGAAACCCCGUGUUCAAGCCCACGGCGCCCGUCCCCGACGCCUCGGUCGACGUCGCCAUCGACCCCGCCAGCACUCGUCUCGCCGUCCUCGAACCCUUCGCACCCUUCCCUCAGACCGAGCUCUCCGACCUCAAAGUGCUCGUCAAAGUCAAAGGCCAGUGCACAACCGACACCAUCUCCGCCGCGGGCCCCUGGCUGAAAUACAAAGGCCACCUCCCCAACAUCAGCGAGAACACCCUCAUCGGAGCCCUCUCCGCCGACACCAACGCCGUCAACUCCGUCACCGACCUCGACGGCUCCACCCACACCAUCCCCGCCCUCGCCGCCCGCUGGAAAGACCAAGGCCGCGAGUGGCUGGUCAUCGCCGAGCACAACUACGGCGAGGGCUCCGCCCGCGAACACGCCGCGCUGCAGCCGCGCUACCUCGGCGGCCGCAUCAUCGUGACCAAGUCCUUCGCCCGCAUCCACGAGACGAACCUGAAGAAGCAGGGCGUCGUGCCGUUGACGUUCGCGAACGAGGCCGACUACGACCGCAUCAACGGCGGCGACGCCGUGCGCACGGAGGGCCUGCUGGAUGUCCUGAACGGCGGCGAGGGCGAGAUCAGCCUGGUCGUCACGAAGAAGGAUGGUGGGGAGGAAUUCUCCGUGCCGGUCAAGCACACCAUGAGCGAGGAUCAACGAGCGUUCAUCCUGGCGGGCAGUGCGCUGAACGUCCUGGCGAAGCAGGCGAGGAAGGCAUGAAAGAGAGGGAGGAGAAGGAGUGGGAUGGCGGAAGCAGUAAAUCCGAAGCUAUGGCUGAUGGGUUGCACGACCUCUUUUGACAAUCGAGGUUCACAGCGACGUAGACCCAUUCACCACAUGUGUUUUGGAGCAGCUGCAGCCCACACGUCGGGAGUGAGAAAACUCGCCGCUCGUGUAUGAGGUGGGCUUGUAUAUAGAUGUUUACAUAAAGAUGCGGCGUCAGUGGAAUGAGAUUUGAAUUGUAAAUUCGAUGACUUGAUAUUGACAGCCUCCCUAACAUGAAUUGCAAG